Molecule: messenger RNA, 885 nt
Organism: Haliotis rufescens (red abalone)
Lineage: Eukaryota; Metazoa; Mollusca; Gastropoda; Lepetellida; Haliotidae
Product: polcalcin Jun o 2-like
Exons: 8
Coding region: 127-846 (239 amino acids)
Molecular function (GO): calcium ion binding
Source: RefSeq, a predicted model, not a curated record
CCUUAUCACCUGUUUGACAUCGAGCGGAGGGAACCUGGCAUAUGGUCGUCCCUAUCUCUUCGUUUCUCAGAUAGCCUAAUAGCUUGUUGCGCAGAUAUCUUCCCAUUGGUAUAAAGCUCCUUCGCCAUGAUGUUGAAGCUCGGUCUACUAUUAGUAUGUUUGAUGCCCCUGAGUCUUUGCCAGAACAAAGACCUGGACAUGUUCGGGCUGAUUAAUCUACUGUACUUAAAAGCAGACAAGAACCUAGAUGGCACAAUUACACAAACCGAGCUUGACGACAUAUUCAAGGGGUUCGAUGCCAAUGGUGACGGAGAUGUAACGCCUGCGGAGUUUGUACCGACGUGGAUGGCCAUCACCCACUUCUCGAAGGAGUUGGCCAAUGCGUACUUUGUGCUUGCCGACCUCAAUGCCGACGGCGUCAUCGACCACAAAGACCUCACCAUUCUCUACAGCAGGUUCGACGUUGACGGAAAUGGCAAGGUUUCGGGUGAAGAAUUUAAUCACAAGUGGCAAGAUAUAUACAAGGAGUCCGCCUUCGCUGUCCUCUUCACACGUGCGGACACUAACAAGGAUGAACACUUGUCCAAAGCUGAAUUUACAAAACUGUUUGAGCCGUUCGACACUGACAAGGACAACGCUGUGACAAAGGCUGAGUUCGAGGCUGGCUGGACCAAGGAGAAUUUUGGAAACAAGGUCCAGGCCGACACACUGUUCCGUGGCAUUGACAGUAACCAUGACAACAAGAUCACCAGCGUCGAUACCAACAAUCUUUAUAGGAUGUAUAACGCUAACCACGACGACCACGUUGAUCUGAUAGAACUAGCAAAGGUAUUUAGUAAUUGUUGACCAAACUCCUAAUUAACCAUAUUAAUAUAUAUAUCCACA